AUGGCCGAAUUCGUGCGAGCACAGAUCUUCGGAACGACGUUCGAGAUCACAUCUAGAUACUCGGAUCUGCAACCCGUGGGCAUGGGUGCCUUUGGCCUUGUUUGUUCCGCCAAAGAUCAGCUCCAGAACCAGAAUGUCGCCGUAAAGAAAAUAAUGAAACCCUUCAGCACCCCAGUCUUGGCCAAGAGGACGUAUCGAGAACUGAAGUUGCUGAAACAUCUCAAGCACGAAAAUGUCAUCUCUCUCAGCGACAUUUUCAUCUCCCCUCUCGAAGACAUCUACUUCGUAACAGAACUCCUCGGAACAGACCUGCACCGAUUACUCACCUCGAGACCUCUAGAAAAGCAAUUUAUCCAAUAUUUCCUUUACCAAAUCAUGCGAGGUCUGAAGUAUGUCCAUUCCGCCGGCGUUGUCCACCGUGACCUCAAACCCAGCAACAUCUUGGUCAACGAGAACUGCGAUUUGAAAAUUUGCGACUUCGGCCUUGCUAGAAUCCAGGAUCCUCAAAUGACCGGAUAUGUCUCGACGAGAUACUACCGCGCCCCUGAGAUUAUGCUCACGUGGCAAAAAUACGACGUGGAGGUUGAUAUUUGGAGCGCUGGGUGCAUCUUCGCUGAAAUGCUAGAAGGGAAGCCCCUAUUCCCCGGAAAGGAUCACGUCAACCAAUUCUCCAUCAUCACCGAGCUCCUUGGUACCCCACCUGACGACGUUAUCAACACAAUUGCUAGCGAGAAUACUUUGAGAUUCGUUAAGUCCUUGCCAAAGCGGGAACGUCAGCCACUCAAAAACAAGUUUAAGAAUGCUGAUCCAGAAGCUGUUGACCUACUUGAGAGCAUGCUUGUGUUUGAUCCCAAGAAGCGGAUCACGGCCACCGAGGCACUAGCACACGACUACCUUGCUCCUUACCAUGAUCCUACUGACGAACCCGUUGCUGAGGAGAAAUUCGACUGGAGUUUCAAUGACGCUGACCUUCCUGUGGAUACAUGGAAGAUCAUGAUGUACUCGGAGAUUCUUGAUUAUCACCAUAGGGAAUCCAACGUGACUCAGCUCGAGGAAUUCAACGGCCAGUAG
Molecule: messenger RNA, 1071 nt
Organism: Annulohypoxylon truncatum
Lineage: Eukaryota; Fungi; Ascomycota; Sordariomycetes; Xylariales; Hypoxylaceae
Product: mitogen-activated protein kinase HOG1
Exons: 9
Coding region: 1-1071 (356 amino acids)
Biological process (GO): osmosensory signaling pathway; cellular response to oxidative stress; protein phosphorylation
Cellular component (GO): cytoplasm; nucleus
Molecular function (GO): ATP binding; MAP kinase activity
Source: RefSeq, a predicted model, not a curated record